Molecule: messenger RNA, 1160 nt
Organism: Lytechinus variegatus (green sea urchin)
Lineage: Eukaryota; Metazoa; Echinodermata; Echinoidea; Temnopleuroida; Toxopneustidae
Product: putative ferric-chelate reductase 1
Exons: 4
Coding region: 117-599 (160 amino acids)
Molecular function (GO): oxidoreductase activity, acting on metal ions
Source: RefSeq, a predicted model, not a curated record
UAAUCAUGCUCCUUGAGCUAAACAUGUGAUAAUGAACUCUUCUUUCUCUCGUCACCAAUCUGCAUGCUCAUGUCACUACAAAAAUAGAGGCAGUGAGUAGUAGUAGAAGUAGUUUCAUGUGCAUGGCAGAAGCUUAUUUGAUUUCAUCUGGAGCAGAGUUGUCUCUUGGUGGGGAAUUGAUCAUUAAUUUAAUCGGCACCACCGCGGUCGUGCACCCGGUGUCAAUUUCUGGUCAGAAUGGGGAGCUAUUCCGAGGGUUUUUUCUUCAGGCUCGGAUCAUCAAUACCUCAACCCCAGUUGGAGUAUUCUCUGACCUACCAGCCCUUACCAAGAUAGUAAGUUGCUCUGGGACAUCAGAUGACUCGGUUACCCACACUAGUUCAGAUGACAAAGAGGCGCUAUCAUUCGUAUGGACCGCACCCAAUCGAUGCGUAGGAAGUAUCUCAUUUAUAGGUUCUGUAGCCCUCCAUCAUUCAACUUUCUACGUCAACAUGACGUCAUCAGCACUUGAAUGCAAUGCUGCGGCGAUUAUUCGGGUCAACUUAUACGUGCUGGUUAUUGCUUACAUUUCGACACGUCUGAUCGGUAAAGUGCAUUAGAGAUAACGAUCUUUGUUGUCCUACACUUUUCACUGAAAUUUAUCAUUUUGCAUGACUUUAGUAAUUAUGAUAUUUCACACUGUAUUGUAAAUGGGAAAUGCAAUAAAACCUCGAAAUUAUUUUCUUAUGAGCAUUUGUGACAAUGAAAGGGAGAAUACAACUUGCAAAAAUACCAAAGAUUUUAAUGAACUUUAUUAAGGAAAUGUCCAUGCACCCUGAGAUAAAUGAUAAAAUCGAAUCUAUGCAAAGCAUUAACAUAUAAUACCUCUUUGCAUUUUUAGUAAUAUUUUCAGGUAAUGAUUCUUAAUUUUUGUCACAUUUCGUCAUUUUACGUGGUGACAUGGUACUUAAUCCUUUGUAUGCACCUCUAACUAUGCACCAUUGACAUAUAACCACGGACCUUACAAAGGGUCAAUUAUACAACAUUCCUUUUAAUAUUAGGAGUGAAAGGGGAAAUUAAGUACUACAAUGGCAGGAAAUGAAACCAAAUGAUAUUAUAUUUAAUUCCUUUGUGGAAAAUGACCUUUACGUAUUAGAUGUGAAAAUGUUUGAUACAAUAAU